Larimichthys crocea (large yellow croaker) is the source of this 1949-nucleotide messenger RNA. RefSeq names its product hyaluronidase PH-20. The transcript has 6 exons. Gene Ontology annotation, molecular function: hyalurononglucosaminidase activity. Gene Ontology annotation, biological process: hyaluronan catabolic process; carbohydrate metabolic process. Gene Ontology annotation, cellular component: acrosomal vesicle. NCBI's taxonomy places the organism in Eukaryota, Metazoa, Chordata, Actinopteri, Sciaenidae. Bases 211 to 1467 code for a protein of 418 amino acids. The record is from RefSeq and is a predicted model, not a curated record.
AGGUACAAUAUCUCAUUGGACACCUCGCCCUUUAAAGGAGUGGCCACACCUGCUAAGGUAAGGAGACAAGCAAUUAAACGUUUUAAACUACAGACUGAUUCUGGAUCUUGUUUCUACAUGAUGCCAACAUGAAUAUUUGCAGAUUAAUAUCCAUCUUUUGUUGGAGGUUAUGAAGCUGUUCUUCUUGAAAAUGUUGUGUAAUACUUCGUCAUGCUUUUGCUGCAGGUCCCAGGCCAGUUCCUGUCUCUGUUCUACACAGACCGAUUGGGUCUUUACCCGCAUGUAGACCUCACAAGUCAGAAACAAUUCAAUGGUGGCAUCCCUCAGAAAGGUAACCUGAAAGCCAGUAUGAGCAAAGCCAGAGCCGAUAUCAACUACUACAUCCCAUCCAAAACAAGCCGAGGCCUGGCUGUGAUAGACUGGGAGGAAUGGCGCCCCCUAUGGGACAGAAACUGGGGCACUAAGAAAAUCUACCAGACUUUAUCUUUGGCCCAUGUUAUGCAUACAAACCGCUCCCUCACAGUGGAGCAGGCCACAGAGAAAGCCAAACAACAGUUCCAGGUUGCAGCUAAGAGUUUCAUGUCAGGAAUUCUGGCGAUGGGUAGAACUAUGAGACCAAAUUAUCUCUGGGGCUUCUACCUGUUCCCUAACUGUUAUAAUUAUGGCUGGGAGAGGUCAGACUACACAGGGCAGUGCUCCAAGGAGGUGAGGAGGCAGAAUGAUGAGCUGCUCUGGCUGUGGGAGUCCAGCACGGCUCUCUUCCCAUCUGUCUACCUGCAGAUUCCCCUGGCAGACAACCCCAGAGCCACCCUGAUGGUAAGAAACCGUGUACAGGAAGCUUUGAGAGUAUCUGCCCUACCCAGGCGGAGUGGCACCGCACCUGUGUUUGUUUACAUGCGACCUGUCUUCGUCGAUCAGAACAAACGCUUCCUCAGCCAGGGAGACUUGGUCAGCACCAUUGGUGAGAGCGCAGCAGUCGGAGCGUCUGGUGCUGUUGUGUGGGGGGCCAGUGCUGACUACGAUGACCAGACUUCUUGUGAAGCCCUCUCAUCCUACCUCUCCUCCACCCUCAACCCUUACAUCACCAAUGUCACCGUAGCCGCCCGGCUCUGCAGCACCUUCCUUUGUCAAGGCAAUGGCCGCUGUGUCAGAAAAAACUACAACACCAAUCACUAUCUCCACCUAAACCCAGAGAGCUUUAGGAUCCUGCAUGUUCAGAACCGCUACCUUGUCUUAGGGAGACCUACCCUCUCAGACCUGAAGACUUUCAGCAGACGGUUCACCUGUCAGUGCUACAAAGGACUGAGCUGCUCUCCCAGGACACAAAGAGAGCUGGCCAAGGCCCUGAUGUUUAGUAUGAAGCAAGGGCUGUACCAAAAGGCUCAUACUCUGAAUAAAGCCAUGUUGGAUAACAGGCAACAAGACAGUAUUACUAAGGAUACUGUUAAAAAGAACUUGAAAGUUUAGCUUGUGAUCAAAAUGUUUGGUCAUAGUUCUUUUUUCUGAACUGAAACACACCACUUAAAACUACUGUACAUUCAGGCCUGGGAACUAUCCAACCCUGUCAAAGUCCAGUACCGGACACUUUGUAUGUUUGUCCCACAGCUUGAUUUGCAUUUUUAGUGUUUGUGUCUGCAGGCUUUGCACUACUGGAACACAAAAGCAGAAUGCUGUCGCGAUGUAUCCUUAGAAAACCUGGAGCUACUGACUUAGUUGAGCCACAAAUAUACACAAAUAUAUGUUGUUGCUUUGAGCGUCUGAUCAGCAAGAUUUACAGGACAUGACAGGAAGCAUGACCUCAUCUAUGUAUGCAUACUGUGACCACUCACAGAAUUUUCCACUGUCUCGAAUCACACUUAUAAACAAAUACUAUGCUAUAUUACCAACAUAGCAAUGGGUAUUUGUAUAUGAUUUGACUGUAUAUGUAAAUAAAUGAAAAGUGAGAGGGA